Molecule: messenger RNA, 1656 nt
Organism: Mirounga angustirostris (Northern elephant seal)
Lineage: Eukaryota; Metazoa; Chordata; Mammalia; Carnivora; Phocidae
Product: glutathione S-transferase theta-4
Exons: 5
Coding region: 1-726 (241 amino acids)
Biological process (GO): glutathione metabolic process
Cellular component (GO): cytoplasm
Molecular function (GO): glutathione transferase activity
Source: RefSeq, a predicted model, not a curated record
AUGGGCCUGGAGCUCUAUCUGGACCUGCUGUCAGCAUCCUGCCGUGCUGUGUAUAUCUUCGCUAGAAAGAACAGCAUCCCCUUCGACUUCCAGUUUGUGGAUCUGCUAAAGGGUCACCACCACAGCAAAGAAUACAGAGAGAUCAACCCCCUGAAGAAGCUACCCAGCCUCAAAGAUGGAAAAUUUAUCUUAUCUGAAAGUGUGGCCAUCCUUUUCUACUUGUGCCGUAAGCACAGCACACCGUCGCACUGGUACCCACCCGACCUGCACACACGCGCCCGCGUGGAUGAGUUCAUGGCCUGGCAGCACACUGCCAUCCAGCUGCCCAUGAGCAAGAUCCUCUGGAUCAAGAUGCUGAUCCCAAUGAUCACAGGUGAGGAGGUUCCAGCUGAGAAGACAGAACAGAUGCUGGCAGAGGCGAAGAACAACAUGCAGCUCUUUGAGGAGAAGUUUCUGCAGGACAAGAUGUUCAUCACUGGGGACCACAUCUCACUGGCCGACCUGGUGGCCCUGGUGGAGAUGAUGCAGCCCAUGGGAAGCAAGUAUAAUGUCUUUCUCAACAGCUCCAAGAUAGCUGAGUGGCGCAUGAGGGUGGAGCUGGCUAUUGGCUCUGGCCUCUUCUGGGAGGCCCAUGACCGGCUGAUGAAGUUGGCAGAGUGGGACUGUUCAACGUUGGAUCCAAUGGUCAAGGAGAAGAUCUGCGAGUUGCUGCAGAAGUUCAAGUAGAAGCAGCCCAUCCUUCAGGGCCUGGCUGACUCAGCCCUUCUGAGCUUCCUUCCUUAGAGGAGAUGUUGAAAACAACUCUGUUUCUUUGCUUAAUAAAGUACUGUAACAACCACCAAGGCUGCUGAGCCCAGGACAGGUGGUGUGAGCAUAGGGUAUGCAUGGUGUGGGAGAUGGUGGUGGUCAUGAUUCCCCCCAGGUUCCAAAAAGAGUUUAAAAACUAAAAGUUAAGGGCGCCUGGGUGGCUCAGUUGGUUAAGCGACUGCCUUUGGCUCAGGUCAUGAUCCUGGAGUCCCUGGAUCGAGUCCCACAUCGGGCUCCCUGCUCGGCAGGGAGUCUGCUUCUCCCUCUGACCCUCCCCCACCUCAUGUGCUCUCUCUCUCAUUCUCUCUCUCUCAAAUAAAUAAAUAAAUAAUCUUAAAAAAAAUAAAAAAUAAAAAAUAAUAAAAAAUAAAAGUUAAAUAUGAUUAAGGGCGCCCUGCUGUCUUAGUUGGUAGAGCAUGCAACUCUUGAUUUCAGGGUCGUGAGUUUGAGCCUCACAUUGGGCAUAAAGUUUCCUUAAAAAAAAUCAACUGGGGUCGCUUUGGUGGCUCAGUCAGUUAAGCAUCUCACUCUUGAUUGUGGCUCAGGUCAUGAUCUCAGGGUUGCAAGACUGAGCCCUGCAUCAGGAUCCACGCUCAGUGCAGAGUCUGCUUGAGAUUCUUUCCCUCCCCCUCUGCCUCUCCUUCCACUCAUGUGCGUUUGCAUUCGCACACUCUCUCUCAAAUAAAUAAAUAUAUAAAAGUAAAAAAAAAGUCAACUGGAUUUGGGGUGCCUGGGUGGCUCAGUCGUUAAGCGUCUGCCUUCGGCUCAGGUCAUGAUCCCAGGGUCCUGGGAUCGAGCCCCGCAUUGGGCUCCCUGCUCGGCGGGAGGCCUGCUUCUCCCUCUCCCUCU